Mytilinidion resinicola is the source of this 761-nucleotide messenger RNA. RefSeq lists its product as uncharacterized. The transcript has 2 exons. The record is from RefSeq and is a predicted model, not a curated record. Bases 196 to 711 code for a protein of 171 amino acids. Lineage: Eukaryota; Fungi; Ascomycota; Dothideomycetes; Mytilinidiales; Mytilinidiaceae.
AUUGGCCUCAAAUAAUGUCUGGGAUAAAGUGGGCAUUGACUCCUGUUGUUCAACCCAGAGUAAAUGGAUUAUCAAAGCAGAAGAUAGAUAUCCGAAUAACUACAGGAGCAAAAGCAAAACCCACGUCCCAGCGUCAGACCCACCCUUUUGUCUCAUCAUCAAACCAUUUAUCCUCCUCCCCAGCAAGAUCGCAGAAUGGUCCACUACAUCACGACCCACAACGCAACCGGCGCCGCCAUAUUCUCCCCCAAAGUCCCCUCACAGACGCCCAAAAUCCCCAUCCCAAUCGGCGAAAUCCAAAUCCUCUCAUCUACCCACUCCUUUCCCGCAAACCUGUCCACAGAAUCCGACAUUGAGCAAUACCAGCAAGAUCGCUUGCAACCCUUCUUUGCUGGCUUGCGUCGCAUCUGUCCCGAGAAUGGCAGCGCCACCUGCAUGAUAAGUAUGGAUGCGGGAGCCGAGAGUACGUUUCAUCGGACGAUGACGUUGGAAACGGUCGUGGUGAUUGAGGGCGAGAUGGAGAUGGAGCUGGACUCUGGUGAGAAGAGAUUACUGAAGGUGGGGGAUAGUCUGGUACAGAGAGCGACGGCGCACAAGGCGAGAAAUGUCACUCCGAAUGGCGGCAGGGCGAAAUGGGUGGCGUUUAUCCAGAGUGUGGAAGAGCCGUUGAGAAUCGGAGACAAGGAGUUGGGUGGAGAGUGGGCGCAUUAGAUCCGCUGCUUCAUCAACUAGAGGAAAUAGAUACUACGUCAAUAUGAGGG